AUGCGCGCAUCGUUGCCUCGAGAACAAGAGGAUCCCUUCAUUUCCGGUCUUCAGGAAGAUCGUCAUGUUACUACGGGGUUUUGGUUUUUUGUGCUUCUUAUUUCUAAUUUCUGCUCAAGAUGUGCUGGAGUGUACUCGGUGCUUACAGACAGUGAAAGCUUGAUAGUGAACUGCCCACGUCUACCAGAUCCUGCCUACGCUUACAAUGAAACCUUUGCCCGUUACUAUAUGACUCCGAUUGUCGCUGCUGUAUUUGGGGACAGUCCAGAACCAUGUCUGAGAGCGCAACUUCCGCAUGUGGCGUACUAUAAGAAUAUCCGUGUCAACUGCUCCACCGAUUUCCCAAAUGUCACCUGUUAUGGAUACACUGCAUGGGAUUCAGUGGAAAAGGCAGUGAUCAUAGCAUUUGAAGGCACAAGCUCUGGGUACCAGAUGACCGACGAAAUACUCAGUUUCUUCCAGGAAAAAGUAGCUUUCUUCGACGAUGGUCACCUGUUCAAAUACUUCCAUGAUGCAUUCAUCUCUCUAUGGGAUGGUGGACUCGAACGGCAAGUUCACACUCUCAAGUACCAGUAUCCAGACUACAAACUUUACAUCACCGGUCAUUCCUUGGGAGCAUCGAUCGCGACAGUCGCAGCCUCGUAUAUCGUGAAAUGGGGAAGGUGGUCACCGAACGACGUGAGGAUUGUUACGUUUGGCCAGCCGAGGACUGGUGACAUCGACUUCGCUGAGUGGCAUGAUGGCGUGUUCCGUUACUCCUAUCGUAUUGUUCAUCAACGCGAUCCUGUACCUCAUAUUCCUCCAGUACUAGGAAAGGAUAGUGUUUUUCACCAUCGCUUCGAAGUUUGGUACAACAACAAUAUGACCGUCGGACAACCGUACACAAUUUGUCCGGAAGCGGAUGGCGACUACUGCAGUAACAAAGUAAUCAGUGGCGAAGCAUGGGAGCAUAUGUGGUAUUUCGAUAAGGAUCUUGGCGACUGGGGAGCAAAAGGAUGCCCUUCAUCAUGA
Necator americanus (New World hookworm) is the source of this 1011-nucleotide messenger RNA. RefSeq lists its product as uncharacterized. Gene Ontology annotation, biological process: lipid metabolic process. The record is from RefSeq and is a predicted model, not a curated record. Lineage: Eukaryota; Metazoa; Nematoda; Chromadorea; Rhabditida; Ancylostomatidae. The transcript is spliced from 9 exons. The coding region runs from base 1 to 1011 and encodes 336 amino acids.